AUGCCCAGCUUAUUGGGCCGCGACAGCAAAAAAAGGGAGCUGAUUACAAACUUGUCACGGGCCUACGAAAUGAUUGCGCGUGAACAUCACAUCUCUUUGGGUGACUUCCCAAAACUGGAACGUAUGCAGGAAACGCUUGCAUUGCAGGACUUCAAGACAUUUAGUGUGCUGCAGCCAAAGUUGAUCAAGUCGGUUGACGAUAUGCUAGCGAAUGAUAUAGCCAAGCUGAUGCAGAUGAUCUCACAAGUGCGAAAUUUAUAA
Messenger RNA from Protopolystoma xenopodis, 261 nucleotides. Lineage: Eukaryota; Metazoa; Platyhelminthes; Monogenea; Polystomatidea; Polystomatidae. The record is from the annotation of a GenBank genome assembly.